Molecule: messenger RNA, 891 nt
Organism: Naegleria fowleri
Lineage: Eukaryota; Heterolobosea; Eutetramitea; Acrasida; Naegleriidae
Exons: 1
Coding region: 1-891 (296 amino acids)
Source: RefSeq, a predicted model, not a curated record
AUGCAAUCCUCGUCGGAAUCAUCAUCUUCAACAGCAGCAUUGAUACCAUCCACUCUCAAAUCAUCAUCAUCACCAACAAAUUCAUUUAGUGGGAAGGAAUGGUCUCGACAAGUAAUUAAAAAGACUUUGGUCGGAGCUGGAGUAGGAGCAUGUAUGGGCAUGGUUUUGGGAGUGAUGAGAAAACGAGGUGCUUUGGAUCAUUCCAAGUUUUUCAAACUAUGGAGAGUCGGAAUGAAACCAGUCAAAGGAAAGAAUAAUAUUACUGGCAAUGUUGGAACGGACUCUUCUGCCUUCUCUUCUACAUUUUCGGAAUCUGCUGCUAAUGAGAUUCAAAUGGUUCCUUCAAUUUUUAAAACCACCGUUGCUUUUGCUGGAAAUGUUGGACUUUCAUGUUACGUGUAUUUUUGUAUUGAAGAAUAUUUAACUUUGAAACAAAUUGUUCCUGAACGAUAUAUGGCACACUUUGUUACUGCAUGUGGAAUGUACACCACGACAAGUUUUUUGAAAAAAUUGAUGAUGGGUGGAAUGAUGUCAAAUGCAGCAUUAGCCGUACCGUAUCAUUUGGUGAGGUCUUUGAUUGGAGGAUUGAGUGCUGGAUGUGUGGCUCUAUGUGCUUCUCUUAUUGGUUCAGCAAUUUCCUACAAUUUAAAAUUGAGAAAGCUGAAACGAAACAUUUCAGAGGAAGAAUAUUUGUCAUUAAUUGGUGUGACUAAGGAAGAAGCUCAAAAAUCACUCGGUGAUCGAUUAAAGGAGCGACUUCCAAUUUGGUUGAAAGUUCCUUCUGCGCAAGACAGAAAUAUGUUGGAAGAAUUGUCGAAAUUGCAUUCUCUGAAAAAAUUAGAACUUUCCAUGAUACGAAAUUCGAAACAAUCUCCAGAUGAAAACAAAUGA